This is a messenger RNA of Gamsiella multidivaricata, 1248 nucleotides long. RefSeq lists its product as uncharacterized. The coding region runs from base 1 to 1248 and encodes 415 amino acids. Gene Ontology annotation, molecular function: mRNA binding. Gene Ontology annotation, cellular component: cytosol. NCBI's taxonomy places the organism in Eukaryota, Fungi, Mortierellomycota, Mortierellomycetes, Mortierellales, Mortierellaceae. Gene Ontology annotation, biological process: mRNA splice site recognition. The transcript is spliced from 7 exons. The record is from RefSeq and is a predicted model, not a curated record.
AUGGGGGAACUGGAGCCGUGGAUGGACGAGAACUGGAUUCGUGGCGCAUGGUACAGCGCUGGCGAGCAGGUCUCGGUCAAGAUGAUUCGCGACAAGUACACUGGUGCUAGUGCCGGUUACUGCUUUGUCGAGCUCUCAAGCCCAGCGGCUGCCGCCAAGGCCAUCGGUACUCUGAAUGGUGUUGUGAUUCCUGGCACCAACAAAGUCUUCAAGUUGAACUGGGCCACCGGAGGUGGCAUAGCCUCAUCCUCCGGUCCUGGUGCCGGUCAGGAGUACUCUGUCUUCGUCGGCGAUUUAUCCCCCGAGGUUACGGAGUUUACGUUGGUGUCGAAGUUCCAGGAGCGAUACAUGUCCUGCAGAUCAGCCAAGAUCAUGACAGAUGCCACAACUGGAAUCUCGCGAGGAUAUGGCUUUGUAAGAUUUGGUGAUGAGAGCGAGCAACUGCGCGCACUUCACGAGAUGCAAGGCGUUUAUGUCGGUAGCCGUCCAAUCAGGAUCUCUAUGGCGACACCCAAGAACAAGAUGUCAUCGGGCGGCAUGGGUGGUGUUGGCGUCGGAAACAUGGGUGGUGUUGGUGGAAUAGGUGGUGUUAGUGGCAUGGGACCCAUGGGCGUCAGCAUGAGCAUGUCCCCUACUGGCUACGGGUAUAAUUCGCCCAUACAAGCAGGCAGCCCUCAGCACUCCACGACCCAGUUCAAUGAUCCCAGCAACACUACCGUCUUCGUCGGGGGUCUCUCUGGAGUGAGCCACGAGGAUGAACUCAGGAGUUGCUUUGCUAUGUUUGGCGAGAUCACUUACGUCAAAAUCCCCCCCGGCAAAGGCUGCGGUUUCGUGCAAUUCGUUCACAGACAGAGUGCAGAGAUGGCUAUCAACCAGAUGAACGGCUAUCAGAUCGGCAACUCGCGUGUCCGCCUUUCCUGGGGACGUGCACAAAACGAGAACAAGCAGCCUAUGUCGCCUCAUGCCUCUUCCAUGAUUGGCAACCCAGGCUUCCGUUCACCUUUGCAAAAUCAGUUCCCUGGCCUGCCGCUCAACAACCGCGCGUCGGCUUCAUAUGGCUCAUUUCCGGGUAUGAUGGCUGGCACGCCUCCCAUGCUCGGUGUGAUGCAGACGCCACCACCCCGUGACACCAUUGACAGAACUCCUGCCGAGCACCAGAAUCGCGGCUAUAACGAGAGGAAGGAGCCCAUCAUGGACCGCAUGGAUGAUGGCGUCAGCUGGAGAGGCUCUGGCGCUAUCUAUGCCUAA